AUGGCGACGGUAAACCUCGAGAUGAUCGAUACGCCCCAAGCCAUCGUUAAACUAGUAGACCGUGUUAUCUCCCUCCACGAAGCCCGCAAUGACACGCUUGACUCGCCCAUCAUCCACAUGUCUCUUGAAGGCGUGAACCUUGGUCGCUCAGGCACUGUCUCCAUCAUAACUCUCUUGCUCCACGAAAGCCCUUCAGCGCAGCACACUUACCUCAUCGAUGUGCAUAGCCUGGGCGCACAGACUUUCAGCACUGCAGGCGCAAACGGAAAGACGCUGAAGCAUAUACUGCAGGAUGAAAGAAUCCCUAAGGUCUUCUUCGACGUGCGCAUUGACUCCGUCGCGCUGUUCGCGCUUUACAGUAUCGCACUAGAAGGAGUUCAGGACGUACAGCUUAUGGAUAGUGCGGCGAUAGAGACGACAGAAUCGAGGGAGUAUCUUAGUUGGCUGACCGCGUGCGUCAAGUACAACCCCAUAAUCUCAUACUACCAAUACACGACUUGGUCGAGGGGCAGAGAGGCGGGCGAGCAGUUGUUCAGAUCUGAACUCGGCGGAUCGCCCGACGUCUUCAACAAGCGGCCCCUUCCCGACGACAUCAUCAAGUACUGUGUCGGUAAUGUUGCAUGCCUUCCGGCGUUGCGCAACAAGCUUUGGGGUGGGCGGAGGCAGGACUGGCGUGAUAUGGUGCAAGAUGAAACGGAGAGACGAGUCGCGUAUACCCAUGGUGCCGACUAUCAGCCUGGUGGGACAGAUUGGGUGUUGGCGCCGUGGACCGACGAUCAGAAUAUGGCACUUGACAUGUUCAACCUACCAAGUGAUUUUGAAGAUGAUUUCUUCGACUGUCUGGAGAAUGAUGAGGUUGAGGAUGACGUAGAGCGAGGACGACGUAGAGAGAGGACGACGUAG
This is a messenger RNA of Alternaria infectoria, 903 nucleotides long. RefSeq lists its product as uncharacterized. The record is from RefSeq and is a predicted model, not a curated record. Bases 1 to 903 code for a protein of 300 amino acids. The transcript has a single exon. Lineage: Eukaryota; Fungi; Ascomycota; Dothideomycetes; Pleosporales; Pleosporaceae. Gene Ontology annotation, molecular function: nucleic acid binding; 3'-5' exonuclease activity. Gene Ontology annotation, biological process: nucleobase-containing compound metabolic process.